Synchytrium microbalum is the source of this 639-nucleotide messenger RNA. RefSeq lists its product as uncharacterized. The coding region runs from base 1 to 639 and encodes 212 amino acids. NCBI's taxonomy places the organism in Eukaryota, Fungi, Chytridiomycota, Chytridiomycetes, Synchytriales, Synchytriaceae. The record is from RefSeq and is a predicted model, not a curated record. The transcript is spliced from 3 exons.
AUGGAAGACAAAUCCCACAUCCCGAAAUACGAACGUAUGCCUCAAUCAUACACUGAACCUGGUGCUCCAAUCGAACAAGAACCAGACGAAGACAUGGAUGCAGAAUACAACCCAUCACAAGAAGUCGAAGAAGGAGAAAUUACUGACGAAGAAAAAGAAGCAUCCGACGAAGACACCGAAAUGGUUGAUGCUCCAACUGAAGAAAAGAACAUUAUUGAUGAAAUCGAUACCACCAUCGAUGACAAUCAACCAGGCAGCGUCAAAGCUUCAGAAAAGGAUGAAGACAUUGCACUUGACGUCGAAGAAGCUCAAGAAGAAGCAGAAGCAUCAGAUCCAAACGUCGUCACUCGAACUGAGAUGCCCGAUUUUCGAGAAUCGACCUUGAGGGCAAUGCAGACGCCUGGAAUGUAUGCUGAAGAUGAAAAGUAUGACGGUGAUGCUGUUUUGGGGGCGGAUGAUGAGCGUGAGGAUCAACGACGUGUGCAAUCAUACGUGGCUGCCAGUCAUCGACACAAUCUAUCCCGUGAAUCCAAGAUGAAAUCUGCUGAAAGGGCUUCCAAGUUGCAUGAAAAGAUUACUGGGUAUCCACUCGAAAUCAACCCAAAUACUGGUGAAGUCAUUUUAAACUCGGAAGAAUAA